AUGAGGUCUGUACUAUCACCAGUUGUGAUUUCACUCAUCCUUUUAUUAUUUGGGUAUAAUACACUGGACAUAGUAUCAGCUAAACCACUAGCCUCUACUAAUUCCAAACAUCUUGGCAAAUCUAAAACUCCAGAAAUUACCUCAGUGGAACUGGUUCUGUCAGUCAGAGAGUGGAAUGAAACAGCCAUCACAAGAAAUAGUGAAGAAUCCCUGAAAAUUUUGGAUAAAUAUUGUCAGGAUGUGAAGGAUGUGGUGAAGAGUAUGGAAAAGAAACUGAGUUCAGUUGCCUUAUCAUGUGAUAUUCCAUUACAACUGAAUCGAAAUACCCCAAAACUCGAAAUCACAGUACAGCUUAUGAUGUCGUCCAGUGAAGUGGAGAAAGCGUUCUCGUCAAAAGCCUGGUUCAGACUAUUUAAAGAAUCAGUCAAACCUGGAGCAAUCCCAGUUGAUGAUAAGUGGCCAACGGCUAUUGUGUCAGUAACGAAAAAGGUAUGGAGAAACACAGAAUACACCCUGUCCUAUCCUGUGACAUUUGAAGAACUCCCCAACGGUUGGUGCGAAAAGGUGGAGAAACAGGUGUCAAAGUUAUAUCCUGGGUUGAAAGAAACAAUUGAGGAAUGUUCAUUUAAUAAGGAGAAAAAAUCAAUCCAGUUGAAGUUAUCACAUAAGAAGCUUUUAGAAAAGGGUUAUCUUAGUUCACGCAAUGUUCUCUUCUGGCGUUUCCUAUUUGGUGUUACUGACGUACAGUUGGCUGAUGUAAACUCAGAGAUUUUCAUAGCUGAAAUGAAACUUUCAGUCAAACCGUUGGUAAUUGGAGACUACAACAAAUCAGACCGUCGAUUCUUAGCAAUCUUAGACAACCUCUGCAAAGAUGUAAAAGAAGUAGUGAAGAGAACAGAGCCAAGAUUGAGUUCAAUUCCACUGUCAUGUGAUAUCCCCCAGUUGGAUCCAAAUCAACUAAAUACUCCCAGUAGCAUUACAGUACUACUGGCAAUGCCACAUCGUGAAGUGCAGCAGGCAUUUCAGUCAGAAGAGUGGUUUGACAGUUUACAAUCAUCCCUUGAAUCUGCAAGUAUAUUAGAAAGUGAUAAAUGGAUAACUGAUAUCAUUUCAUUUGAAGAGCCAUCAAACCUCGUCAAAGGUGUACUUGACAUCCAAUUACGAGAACCUAGGAAUUCAAAUCUCACAGAAUUAUGCAACAAACAUAAAACAACACUUUCAAAAGUGUAUCCCGGAAUUGAUAAAGCAGUAGUUGCUUGCUUUCCGGGCAUAAACAGAGCUGCAGUAAUAAUGCGACUGUCAUUAGUUGAAUUAGUGAAGAUUGGCUAUUAUAGUGAAUAUAAUACACUGAAUCUGCGCAUCAAUGAUGCUUUGUCAGUGAUGAAGCGGACACAAACAAAAUCAGUCACAGAUCAAUCAGAAAGCACUCAGUCGGAAGCCACUAAUCAACAGUUGACAACCACGCCUCAAUUCGAGUCAACAACACCAGAAACACAACCAGUCACAGAUCAGUCAGAAAGCACUCAGUCGGAAGGCACUGAUCAACAGUUGACAACCACGCCUCAAUUCGAGUCAACAACACCAGAUGAGAAGACAUCUUCCAACUACAUCAGUUUAGUGACGGCCUGGAAUCUUCAGACAAUCAUGAUUUUAGGUGCACUUAUCAUGGUAAUUUUAUUUACACUGAUUUCAAUGACAUUCUGGAGAUGUCACUGA
Trichobilharzia szidati is the source of this 1716-nucleotide messenger RNA. The record is from the annotation of a GenBank genome assembly. NCBI's taxonomy places the organism in Eukaryota, Metazoa, Platyhelminthes, Trematoda, Strigeidida, Schistosomatidae.